UAAAGAUGACAUUAAAAUCCAAUAAAAACGAACCCGCUGUUAUACUUGAGCGGGUCAACAGUUCUCGAACAGCCCUCUCCGACCUGUACCUGGAGCAGCUGCUUCAAAACAAACCAAAGCCUGAAAAGGUAAGCGGUUUACAAUACAUUCAUACGAUUGCCAUAACAUUAUAAUGAUAGAAAAUAUGUCUUAAUCAGAUAAGCAGGAGGCCUAUACGUCUGUCUGGUAGGCUAUAGCCUACAUACAUUCCUUGGUGAUGUUGUAAAAGCUAUGCAGAUGUGUCUGUCAACUUCAUUGCAGGAGUCCAAGAAGCAGGGGUAUUAAUGCGCUGGUCAGCGCUGGUACAAUCCGGUUUAAGACGAUCAUCUUGGUGUUCAUGUGCUUUUUGUGUUUUUCAUACAUUAUUAUACAUAUUAUUUUAUAUUAUAUUUAUAUAUUAUUAAUAUAUACAUGAUUAAAUAUAGGUUUUUCUUAUUUGUAAAUAGUUUAACAUGAUGACCACACAGUCCUUUUAUGUCAUAUAGGCUAUCAUGAUCAGAGCUUCAGUCUACGUCACUCCAAGACAUUACUGCGUCAUGAAAGUUCAGUGCUUGUCAAAUCCUGUCUUAGUUUGUUCCAGACAAGUAAUAAGCAAGAUUCAGUUCUGCUAUUUAUCUCACAAGGAACAGAAACAUGAGGUAAAUGUAAAUGUAAAUGUAAACCACAUACCAGGCAGAAGGGGUGCGUUUAGACAGGCAGCCCAAUUCUGAUACUUUUGACCAAUCAGAUCAGCUCUGAAAAAGACCUGAUGCGAAAAGAUGUGCUGUGAAUGGUCAAAAUACCAAUUAGUGGAAAGAAGAUCAGAAUUGGGAUACCUGCUAAAUAUGUGUAUGAGACCAAUAAAAUGUGAUUUGAUUUGAUUUGUCUAAACACAGCCAUAGCUGAAUCAGGUUAACUGUUUCACGGCAAUAGCGGGAAAUAGGCCUACAUGUGAUGUCUACAUAAUGGAUAGUUGUCUUUUUCAGAAGAGGUGACUGACAUUGGGACUAAUAGCCAGCAUAGGCCUACUAGGAUACUGUAGUUUUUAACACUACUUUUAACUCGUGACUUUUGUUUAGACAUGUGGUGACCAUGUACAGCAUCUGAAUUCUACAAUGUGUUAUGCUCCAGUUAUAAGAUUCAACAGUGCCGUUUCUAGGCAUAAGCAAUAUAAGUGGCUGCUUAGGGCCCCACAGCCGCUAGGGGGCCGCCAGGAAGUCAGUCGGGGUCUCAACUUACUGUUAGUUAGGAUAGUAGAAUACACAACUGGCGCAUUUCCAUUGAGGAUUUACCCCAGUGUUUUACCCAAAAUACUUUUCUGUUUCCAUUUACGCGGGCCGGCACCCGUGUCUCACUGGGCCAUGGCUCCGGCGGACCUGCCUUAACUUGGAACCAAGGCAAGGCCCUGGGUACUUUUCAGCUUUCAUUUACAUAACAAUGGAUAACUGUGAACUUUAAAGUAAAAGUCCAGUAUUUCCAGAUUUCUAUGAAAUAUGACCUAUAAUUCAUUACAAUAUGAGUGAAAUCGUUUUCCUUCCAAAAAAUGGUAAUUAAGUAUGUUAAAAAGCUGCUUUUCUGUGUUGGAAUGGUGUGGGCGUACCCCAACAACAGAAUGGUGUGGGCGUAUACCGGUCAUGAAAAAUAUUAACGCGAGUAGACCGCUGCCAUCCAGGACCUCUAUACCAGGCGGUGUCAGAGGAAGGCCCUCAAAAUUGUCAAAGACUCCAGCCACCCUAGUCAUAGACUGUUCUCUCUGCUACCGCACGGCAAGCGGUACCGGAGUGCCAAGUCUAGGUCCAAAAUACUUCUCAACAGCUUCUACCCCCAAGCCAUAAGACUCCUGAACAGCUAAUCAUGGCUACCCGGACUAUUUGCACUGCCCCCCACCCCAUCCUUUUUACGCUGCUGCUACUCUGUUAACUAUUUAUGCAUAGUCACUUUAACUCUACCCACAUGUACAUAUUACUUAAACUACCUCAACUAGCCGGUGCCCCCGCACAUUGACUCUGCACCGGUACCCCCCUGUAUAUAUAGCCUCCCUACUGUUAUUUUAUUUUACUUCUGCUCUUUUUUUUCUCAACACUUUUUUUGUUGUUGUUUUAUUUUUACUUUUUUUGUUAAAAAUAAAUGCACUGUUGGUUAAGGGCUGUAUGUAAGCAUUUCACUGUAAUGUCUGCACCUGUUGUAUUCGGCGCAUGUGACCAAUAACAUUUGAUUUGAUUUGAUUUGAUUUGAUUGGCCAGCUCAUCUUCCUCAGAAAGAUGACAUCAUCCUCUAUGAGGAAAUAGCAAGUAUUUUUAAAUGUCUAUUUGAGAUACAAGUUUGAGGUGGGGGUUUUUAAGUGUUUUUUUUCUCCAAUUUAUUGGGUAUGAGUUAACAGAAUAUGAACAUUUAAAAGUGAGAUUUUCACUGAACAGUUACUGUAACACCUUUUCACAAAGCAACAGUCUUGAAAGAUGCAGAGGUUGUUGAUUCUGCUCGCCAUAGGCCUUAAAGUGGAACUGACAACAUUUUAACUACUUUUCAAAUAUGAAACAAACAGACAAUCAUAAUAUCAGUAAAAAAUAUCAAAUUCCUAGUUUAUGCUACAAAACCAACUUUAUAAGAGGUUUUAAAAAUAGGUUCUAUUUGACUCAAAAUUCCAUGACAGACAGUAAGGCAUUGUUGGCAGAAUAGAUGGAUGCACUUCAAUGCAUGAUUAAUAUAAUUCACCAAUACAUUUCUUGGUAGUCCAAAAAAUAUUGCUAGCAGGUUGUAAAUCACAGUUAGCCUGGUAAAUUGUUUGCUGCCUCCACCCAUUCAGGAUGCACUGUUUCAGUUUCAAUGACUCAAUAUUUUUAACAAAAACGGACUACUGUAACUUAGGCUGGGAAUGUCAAUACAAUCCAACUAGCAAGGGCAAUGAUCACAAGCCACUCAUAACGUGGCUAAUAGGCUAGCGCACGUGUCAAACACAAGGCGUGACACAUUUCUAUCCGGCCCACGCAAUGAUUUGGGUUGUCAAUUCAUUUCGGACCGCUAUCAUAGCGCCCGCGAUGCGCUGCACUACAAGUCACAAGCGAGUAUAAAUGAGUCAACAGAGUCAUCUACUUUAUGAAAUUACAGCCUGAUACGCUCGCAUCAGUGAAUUCAACUUCAAUUGCGCUGCUUUUGUGUGUCCCGUUUACAGCGCACAGCAGAGGGAAAGUGCAGUCUGGCUUCGGUUUUUAAAACCGGUGAUCCAUGCAGUGCAAAAUAAUGUUAAACAUGUUUUAAGUUUAAAUGUUACAACAACCUAUAGAUAUGUUUUUUGUUAUUUGGAGUUAUUAAAUACUUUUUGAUUAGGGUCGCAGCAUAUUAUGCACAUCUGCAUGCAUAGCAGCAAAGGCUGGACCAAUAUAAUGUAUCACUUCUAUUGUUUUAAUAUGUUAAAAGGCUAUAUACAGCAUCCUAUGUACACAAGUGGACAUUAGAAAGGCUAUAUUUUCUCUAAUAAAACAAUGGCCAGUUUGGGUCGCAGUUGCACAUUUUUUGGUUAAAACAAAUAGGCUAUGUCUGGCCCGUAAAUUCGUUGUCUUUUUUCAGUAUGACCCGUGCGCUGACACCCCUGGGCAAGCGUAUCUACUUAUGUAGCUAUUUAUUUAGCAAGCUAAAAACACGGAGCCUAAUGUUAGCUAGCUAGCUAGUUGCUGGGAGGAUGUAAUGCCAUUGGAGGAGUGGGUGAGUGACUGACUUUUUCCCCUUAUAUCGUUUUUCGGUGGAUACAGCUAGAGAUGCAAGUGUCAUUUGGUUAGCUAGCAAGAAAUGUGAAUCGCUUUGCUAGCUAGCUAGCUAGCUAUGCUGAACUAUUAGGUUUUAUUUACUGCAGUGCCUAUUAAUUGUCCAAACGCACGGCCGCUUUCCCACUCUAUAUUGCUAUAGAAUUUCCACAAAUGUCUUACCAUACGUCAUUCCCAAACAUUCUGUGAAUUUAUGAAAACGUGAAAAUGACCAUAUCUUAAGUUCUCGCUUGUCAGAAAAUGGGAAAAAAAGGUGUCAUAUUCUUCCUGGGGGUGUAUAUGAACACAUUUUAAUAAGAUUUCAUGUUGAUAAAAUGCUGUCAGUUCCACUUUAAGUGUCACACUCCUGAUGGAAACACAACAACACUAGACCUUACACACAUUAACAUAAAACACUGGCGGCCAACUAGGCUGGGGGUAAAUCUCAAUGGAAAUGCACCAAAUGUGUAAGUUUUCAUCUUGUUAUAUCAGUCACCUGACAGUCACUCAAUUAGCCCAUGUCAGCUAACAUUUUAUAGAUUGCUAGGUAAGUUAGUUUAGCCAGCUAUCUAAACCUUAGUAAUCAUGGCCAAAUUAAUGACCAGGCACUUGUGUGCCCAAGGGCUCUGACCUCCAGGCGGCCCCCAUUGAUUUUUCUCACGCAGAUAUCACAUGAACAUGGCAUGAGUCAUGGCAAAAUGUGUACAAUUGCAAGCAAUUCAUUUUAAAACUGCAAAAUGUUCUCUCCAUCCCAUGGUAAAAUGCAUAGAACUGCAGGAAAUUUGCUUUAAAACUGCUAAAUGUUCUCUCCAGCCCAUGGCAAAAGGUGUAGAACUGCAGGAAAUUUGCUUUAAAACUGCUAAAUGUUCUCUCCAGCCCAUGGCAAAAGGUGUAGAACUGCAGGAAAUUAGCUUUAAAACUGCAAGGUUUUUGCUCCGCCACAUGGCAAAAUGAGUAGAAUCUCAUGAAAUGUAUUUUAAAAUUGCUACAUUUUCUCUCCUCCGCCAAGAGGGGGGCGACUAAAAUGUUUAGACCGUGAGGGGGCCCCCCAACCAAAUCUCGCUUAGGGCCCCCAAAAUGAUAGAAACGUUCCUGAGCGUCAAUAACGUCAAGGGAUGUUUUCCAAACAGACAGCUGCUCUGGAUGUUUUAAUACAUCUGUCUUCUUAAUUAUUUGUGAAAGACUUCCACGUGUCAAGUAAGGGUCUUACAGUAGUAGUAUGCUCCCAUUCCAAUCACACAUUUCACUGUGGACUUUUGACCCCACAGGUGAGGGCUUAAUGUUAUCAGCCUCUUGAUGAGGCACUACUAUAGUAGACCGUUAAUCCCCUCAGUCCCAUUGGUCCCCUAGAUGAGGAUGACAUUCCCAGGUCCUUGUCUUUGUUUGCUUGCUUGGGAAACAUGCAGAGCCAGGUGUACCUAUUAGAUGCAAGCAGGAGGUUAACGAACAAGGCCCCUCUUGUUCUUUGUCUGUCUCAAGGGGGGAUUUCUUGGUAUGUGAUGAUUGGACAAUAGGCCUGGCCAGGGUCAGAGGAUUAAGGCUAAGGUGCACAGUAGGGCCUCUACUGCCUGGAGUUUGAGGGGAUUUACUUGAGGAAUGGGUCACCCAUAGAAUUAGGAAUCAGAAUACUAGAAUGGACAUUAACCUUCUUAUGAUGGUCUUAAAGGUCAGCCAUUUUGGUAAGGGAGUUGGACAACCAUGGUUUGCUGGUGCUGUGAUAAGAUAUUGUGCAAAACAAUGAAUUUGAAGAUUAUCUGCUCUGAAUGUUUGUUAGCUACAGUGAGGGAAAAAAGUAUUUGAUCCCCUGCUGAUUUUGUACGUUUGCCCACUGACAAAGACAUGAUCAGUCUAUAAUUUGAAUGGUAGGUUUAUUUGAACAGUGAGAGACAGAAUAACAACAACAAAAUCCAGAAAUACGCAUGUCAAAAAUGUUAGAAAUUGAUUUGCUUUUUAAUGAGGGAAAUAAAUAUUUGACCCCUCUGCAAAACAUGACUUAGUACUUGGUGGCAAAACCCUUAUUGGCAAUCACAGAGGUCAGACGUUUCUUGUAGUUGGACACCAGGUUUGCACACAUCUCAGGAGGGAUUUUGUCCCACUCCUCUUUGCAGAUCUUCUCCAAGUCAUUAAGGUUUCGAGCCUGACGUUUGGCAACUCGAACCUUCAGCUCCUCCCAAAGCAUAAUGUUUCCACCUCCAUGUUUGACGGUGGGGAUGGUGUUCUUGGGGUCAUAGGCAGCAUUCCUCCUCCUCCAAACACGGCGAGUUGAGUUGAUGCCAAAGAGCUCCAUUUUGGUCUCAUCUGACCACAACACUUUCACCCAGUUCUCCUCUGAAUCAUUCAGAUGUUCAUUGGCAAACUUCAGACGGGCAUGUAUAUGUGCUUUCUUGAGCAGGGGGACCUUGCGGGCGCUGCAGGAUUUCAGUCCUUCACGGCGUAGUGUGUUACCAAUUGUUUUCUUGGUGACUAUGGUCCCAGCUGCCUUGAGAUCAUUGACAAGAUCCUCCCGUGUAGUUCUGGGCUGAUUCCUCACCGUUCUCAUGAUCAUUGCAACUCCACGAGGUGAGAUCUUGCAUGGAGCCCCAGGCCGAGGGAGAUUGACAGUUAUUUUGUGUUUCGUCUAUUUGCGAAUAAUCGCACCAACUGUUGUCACCUUCUCACCAAGCUGCUUGGCGAUGGUCUUGUAGCCCAUUCCAGCCUUCUGUGGACAGGUCUCUUUUAUACAGGUAACAAACUGAGAUUAGGAGCACUCCCUUUAAGAGUGUGCUCCUAAUCUCAGCUCGUUACCUGUAUAAAAGACACCUGGGAGCCAGAAAUCUUUCUGAUUGAGAGGGGGUCAAAUACUUAUUUCCCUCAUUAAAAUGUAAAUCAAUUUAUAUCAUUUUUGACAUGCGUUUUUCUGGAUUUUUUUGUUGUUAUUCUGUCUCUCACUGUUCAAAUAAACCUACCAUUAAAAUUAUAGACUCAUAAUUUCUUUGUCAGUGGGCAAAUGUACAAAAUCAGCAGGGGAUUAAAUACUUUUUUCCCUCACUGUAGCUAUAGCCACACAGUUUUAGAUGAAUGAUUCAAAUUAACUGCCAAUAUGCCAACAUUCCAUUUAAACAAUGCAGUCAAUCCACAGCCCUACACUGUCUGAAAUCGGUUGAUGAUAGGAUUUAGACAACUUGUAAAUGCAAGUACUGACAUUGUAUCAUAUGAUAACACUCACAGCUUUCCAAGAAAACAAAAAUGUAGACGUUUAUGGUCUGUUUGCAUAUAUAUAUUAGAGGCUAUUUAUACAGAUAGUUUGUAUAAAACCCGUAUGAACUUUAUUUAUAAUUAUACAACAAUAUUUGGGGGUGACAAUAUUUUCUAUUACACCAUUUCUGUUACAUCACAUGCCUUACUUUUAUGUUACUGCAUAAGUAAAAGCAGGAAAUGCAUCACCUAUGCCUCUACUGCCAUUCAUUCCAAUUAGACUGGUUUUGGAUUUCUCCCUGACUGAUGGCUGCCAUUAUCACCCCAUUCUGGAACUUUGAGGGAUUAUGACAUAGCCCCUCUAGUAAUUUAAUAGGAUCUCUAUGGGGUCACCCCUCUAUUGAAGUGGAAUGACGGGUUAAAAUACUCUGCUUGAUCAGGGAAGAAGGAGCUAAUGAGUGAUACAGUAAGCCAGGCAAUCAAGUUUGAAAGAAGUCAUGACACUUCCAACAAGGACUUUGAAGUAGCAACUUUGGCAUGGUUAAACGUUGAGAGCUGAGAGGGGAAGCCUUGCAUGGAGACUAUUUCCCUGACAUCAGCAACAGGUGUAACUACCUGGUGCAGCAGUACCUCAGGGAGAAGCUGAAAUGUGAAAUCAUCAUCUAUUGUCAGAUCUGGACUUUCACCAAGUCAGGAUCACAUCUGCUUUGAAGAGGCAAACGAAUAUCUUAUCUUAGGAAUAUCAUAGAGAUGAGUGCUGGUGUCUCGUUCUUUGUGUGUGUAUGUGUGUGUGUGUGUGUGUGUAUGUGUCCAACAUUGACUUUACCUUUCCAUCUUUUUGAUGCUUGCCUGGACUGCAAGUGUGUAUUUUGCGAAAAACUACUCAACCAGAUCGAUUAGAGUGCAGUAUGUUUGUAUUUGCUUGUGUGUGAAUAAGGCUUCCUGUGUGUGAUAGCUGCCUGGAGUGUGCAGACUCAGCCUGCUCCUGCCUGCCACAUAAGCUGAGUCAUGUUUCACUGGACACUAGCCUAAUCUUCCAGGCUAAAGAACUGCAGCUUUCUAUAAAUAGACACACAGCCAUGUCUGCCUAAUGCACAAUGUCUCCCAUCCUAAACCCACAUAUCAUCGGUGCAGUUAAAAAAGGGACAGACAGACACUAGAACAUUGCGGAUGUGCUUGUGUUAUGUUCCAUGCUCUCAUCCUCUCAUUGAACCCAAAAACAUGUCCUCAUGAAUAACGUUGCGCUCCUUUUUAUAUCAAGCUUACUUGAAAUUAUGGUACCUGUUUGCUGGUUGUGUAAUUACAAAAUGGUUAACUGUGUAUUCUACAUACUAAGUACUAUGUAACAAUGAGUACCAACCACACCACUUUACACUGUACCUGUAGUUGUAAUUACAAUAUAAAUACAUACUGUAUGGGUUAGCAACACUUAUUGUGAAGUGGGACUCAUCCAACAUGUGCUUGACUAAACAAAAUGCCUACAACUGAAUAUGUGAGUGUAGGCAGAAGCUUGUCUGAUAUUUUCUUCUAUAUUUUGAAUGCCAUUUAUUGUAGCAUUUAUGUUAAGAUAUAGGGAGGGGCUCACAGAUAUUUACUGCAUUAGGCUGUGUUUACACAGGCAGCCCAAUUCUGAUCCUUUGCCCAAUUAUUGGCCAAAGAGCUGAUCUGAUUGGUCAAAAGACCAAUUAGUGGCAAAAUAUCCUAAUUGUGCUGCCUUUGUAAACGCAGCUUUACCGCUGUGGCCCUGCAAGGUCUUGUGGAUCAAUAGUUCUCAGCCUAUUGGCUGGAAUUCUACCCUAACCUAACCCUGGUAUGUGUGGGAGGGUUUGAUUAUAGAGACAUUAGAUCCAGUUGGUACCUUGAACUGUUUGUCUAGCAAUUUUGUGUUGUUGCUGUUUCACUGGAACACUUUGUCUUUCAAAUCGCGUUUUCACAGCCAUAUUCACAGCACCCAGUGUAAAUCCUCCUGUUAAUUUCUUAUCUAAAAGAAUAGAAGAAUAUCCUACAUUCCAACAUAACAGAUGAAUGUUAUCAACACUGGAUUAGGUGAUGGGAACCACAGAUGAAUGAAAGAGCACACAACACUGAGCCCUAUAGCUGUGUUGUAAUGUUGAUUCAAAACAUGGCCCUUAGUCUCUGUUGUUUUUGACACUACUCCCCUCCCCACUUCAAUUAUGAUUAUGUUUUAACCUUUAUUUUAUCAGGGAGUCAUAAAUAGUCAUCAAUAACCAAGCUUCCAUCACUGGUGGAUGACUACAACUCCCAGAGGCCUGCUGUUCACACACUGAGGUCAGGGGUCAACACCAAUGACAACUAGGAAAUCACAUGUACAAAAGACCCCAAGGCUUCAAGACCAGCUUGUUUUUCUUUGACUCUGAGACCCUCCCCCAACCCACCUCGUAAUCUGACACUGCUCAGUGCAGUGGAAGUAGGAAGCCACAGAAGAACAUAGUGUUUUUCUUCUGGGAGACUGGGAAUGCCAAGGAGCUCCACAGUUGAAUCCACCCUGGCACUUUGGAGCAUGAAGUUUUUUUUUUAGAUAGGGUAUCAUUCGGUAUUCCUGAAUCCUGUUGACUAGUUCAGCAUUAUGAGAUAAAGAAGAUGAUUGAGAAUACUUACUCUGCUAAAGCGACAUUGGGAGGGAUUAUACCAUGAGCGGCUGUAAUCUUUUAAUAAUGCUAUAGUUAAACGGUGUUACUUGUUGAGGAGGAUUACCCACUUUGUUUACUGUCAAACUGAUAAUAUCUACAGUGGGUGCUUACCUAAUUUGACUGUAACAGCAUAACAAGUUUUGUAUUUCACAUGACAUAGUAACAGGACUCUUUUGGACAAAGGCACUAUGUGUCCAUGUUACGAGAUAUGGUGAAGGUAAUUUGUUAUUUUGAGAUAACAGAAGAGACUUUAGCUGUAACUGGACUGUUGAUAGCUCACUUGGCAAACUAACUUUCAAACUGUAUUGGGUAUUAAAUGGCUGUCAGCUCUACUUUUUCUGUCUCACUUUAGACCAGGGGUGUCAAACUAAUUUUGCCCCGGGGGCCGCAUUCGGUCUUCAACCUGGUCCGGAGGGCCGCACUGAAACUCAGCAAAUGAUAGUCAUUUUAAAGUAUACUGAGUUAUAUAUAUAAUAUAUAUUUUUUUUUUUACUCAAACCACCUGCAAGCCGUAUGUUUGACACCUUGGCUUUAGACCCACACCUUUUUCAUUCCUGGCUGUAACUAUGGAAAUGGAUCUUGUAAAAAUCCCUGGUUUCCCUUUUCGAGAAGUUCCAAAAAAAGCUUCAGGAAAACUAAAGCUCAUCAAUUAUACAAAGCUGACCUUAAAAUCACAGCCCAGUAGGCAGACAGUUCAUCAAGGUCGGCUGGUAACAGUGGGAACCAAGUAUGCCCGGGUCAUCAUUCACACAAAAAUGGAAAGUCUACGUUUUUCAACUUUGUAGUAAGCUUGUUCAAGAAAUGCAAGUGCUGUGUGUUCUUCAGCUGACCUCAGCUGUUUUCUGCUAUUAAAGAUAUUAAUUAUCCAGAUGAUACCAGUUACCCUUUAGACCAAAGUCUGGCAGUUUCCUUUGGACAUGUGACUUCCUUUGCAGUCCAACCAGGGUCAGCACGUUUUAGGGGGAUUUAAGGCUGGGUGAGCCUGUCUCUUUAUGACUUAGUCCUGUGUGCUGAACAAUAUGAUUAGUGAACUUCAACCUUUUUGUUUGUAUGAUGAUGAAACUGUUGUGAUGUGUCCCCUACCAGUUUCUUUCAAAACAGGCCACGACAGGUCCGUCUUGGUAAACAUGCAGCAUACUGCACUCUAUGGCCCUAUGGGGAUGUUAUAAUAGUGUUUACCUUGGAUCCAGUCUGAAGAGUGUUCCACUACAUGUGUUAUGACAGAGACUAUUUCUACACUCCUGGUACUGGUCUCCUGUAAAUAUCUGUAUUAUGUUGCAGAGUAAACAACUUGUUUACUCACAUUGACCACAAGACACCUCUAGGCUUUUACUAGAACACUGCAGACUAGUCCACAUGGUGUUGAAACCUUGUUGUGUUCCACCUCAGAUACACAGACACGCCGUAGGGAAUGUAUCCCCCGUAGGGAAGAGGAAUCUCCCAUGCACUCUGCAUGAUUAGGCCCCCUCACUCCCCAUGGCCAGUGGCUGCUGCAGCUGCACCAAACAGGGCACAUAAUCUUAACAUCUGUCUUUGGUCAUUUUUGUUUUCACUGUUGUUUUAACAUUAAAGUCUAUUCACAUGUUGGAAAGAAUCCACAGCCUAUUGUGGUUUGUGUUGAAAGGAAAAUGGCCUCUGUCAAGCUUUGACAGUAUCCUUUUGUCAUUCUCAGUCAGGGGAGGUAUGGUCAGGAUCAGGGUUAAUUUUUCCUACCUCAGCAUUUUUCUCAAGGCUCCCCACAACCAGUUUUUUUCACAAUAGAGCCUGGGCUUGUCCAUAUUGAGAUAGUGUACAGAGUGUACACAGCUCCUCUUUAAAGGGGGAAAACAGACAAACAUCAAACUGGUUGUUCCUGAAAUGUUUUUAGACCCAGUCAAAGUGGUUGGGUGAAGGAUCAGGCUGUAAGUAACAGCGGUAACAAGUUUGACAGUUGGCUUUCAAUCUUUGUUCAAAAUCUAUCUGUAUUCCUCCGAGGCAGACAACUUUAGGAGGAUUUCUGGGGGGUGGUGAGUAUAGAAAUAGGCAUAAUAGACCUUGUCCUAAAACCUCCACACGAUUGUUCAAUAAUAGAAUUGACCAUUGUUGCCCAUAGAACACACACUCUAAUGAUGACCCACUCAGCUACAAGGGACAAGGAGAGACUAAAACCAAUAAGAUAAAGGAAAAUUGCUUUGUGAAAAUAUGAUGACGGAAGACCAGCUCAUUGCCAUUGGAGUUGUUAGUCAUUUUUAUGGCCUUGUUGUUUUCCCUCAAAGACAUCACUGCCAUCUCCCGUUAUUUAGUCACUGGAAUUGACUACACUAGACAAGACUACUGGCGUACUGAUUCCUAUUCAUAUAAAGAACUAUGACAGAUUAACCCAUUCUUAUAGGCCUAAUGAUUUUUUGGGUGAGCAGAUAACUGUGGAAACAAAACAGAGCUAUCAGAGUCAUUGCGAAUGAACUUGUGUCAGCGUGAUGUGGUCAAACACAUUGAACAAAUUCUUAGCUUAUCUAUGGUUGAUAAAGGCACCUUGUGAUUUCUCUGAAUUAAUGUUAUUACGUUCCAUGUCCCCAUAGAGCUUCAGAUCGUUAACAAUGAAGAGACACUUGCAGUUAUCAGUUAAAAGAUACUCAAACUUAUCUAUGUUAAAUAACAUCUCUCAAGCCACAGAGCUUGUAUUACACAAACUCACACUGCUGGAGCUGGCAGCAUGUUCCAUCAGGGAGUAUAGGAGGCUUAAUUCCAUUACUGCACCUUACGGGUGGUAAGUAACCUUUGUCACCCAGGGGUCCAUGUACAGAGAAGUCAGGGGCUAGGUUAGUAUGAUGGCCAUCCACGUGAGUGGUUUUACUAAUCCCUGGCAGGGCUAGCAAUAUGAUAAUGCCCAUGGGGCCGGGGGUGAAAGCAGUAAAAGUGAAUUAGGUAGUGUGAUAAAAGCUUGUGCAGCACUGUGUUUAAUGGAGAGACAUCCACACAGCAGAGCAGGCCAAAUCCCACAGGAGGUCCCAUCUGGACCGCUCCUCUUCUAUUGUCCUCUCCAUGUGUGGAACUAAGGAAAGGAAAGGCACCAGUGUCUCCAAUCUGCUUAAAAUAAUUUCAUGGUUUACUUUUGGAUCCCUGUUUCGAAUUAGCUGCUGUGGUAUUUUAAGGUCAUAAAAAGGUCAUUCGCAUAGAGUACUUUGGUGUACUUAAGCAUUUGGCAUUUGUACUUCUAUUCAAUCAAACCUGGUUUGCACAUUGCUGAAAUGGAACGGGUGGAGUGGAGGUGAGGGAUCACCAGUAAAGGCCACAUUCCUUUGAGUUACAUUACACACAGUUCAGUGUUCUCGCAGCCAGACAGUGGUCAAGUGGCCAGGGUUGCUAUGUGUUGAUGUAAUGGAUGUCUUAAUCUUUACGAGGGAUUUGUUUGUUCAUAUCAAUACUUUUCUUCGAAACAUGAUCUCACUCAGGCGUAGCCAUGACAACCUUUUAGCAGGGGAACCAGAGCAGCGGAUAUGGGUUGUCCCUGCCUAAUGAGCUGGUGAAAAUGUGUAGUUAAUUUUCAAACCUGAACAGAUGCUGAAACUGCGAAUUAAACAUGGCUCUUGGGACACAGCCGAAAAAAGCUUUUAUAACGCCACUAGAAAUGCCAAUGUUCCAAUAAUCUGACAUCAGAUGAUCAGGAUGUUAAGCUCAUUGUAUUUACAAUUUAUUUAUUUAUUCCUAGUCAACAAAAUGAUACUAAUUGUAGCUGUAUUGCUGCAACUGGCAAUGCUUUUGAGUUUUGAGUUGUUUGGGUGCUUUGCAUGAGAUUGUCAAAAGGCUUAUCCAUGAUUGCAUUGUGCCACAACUUAUAAAACAAAUAGGGCCAACCAUUGACACCCGGUAGCCCUGCAAACUUGGAUGUUUUGGAUGGAUUAUGACAUUUUGUCCAGAUGAACAUCCAAAAUGGCAUGUCGUAUAGAAGCACACUGCAGUUGUGUUCACAGUGAGUUUUCCCCCCAGUAUCCUAUUGUAAAUGAAUCCAUCUCCUGUGCCUAUUGAUGUUAAGUCUUGACAUGUUUUUCCAUAGGGGGUUAUGCCAGCCUAUGAGACAAAAGGAGCAGAAGAAUACACCAACGGCAGUGCUGGUCACAUGAACGGAACUGAGACAACUAGGAUACGUGAGGUGGCGUUUGAAAAAGAUCCCUCAGAGCCCAUGGUAAAUCAUUCAGAGCCCAUGGUAAAUCAUUCAGAGUCCAUGGUAAAUCAUUCAGAGUCCAUGGUAAAUCCCUCAGAGCCCAUGGUAAAUCCCUCAGAGCCCAUGGUAAAUCCCUCAGAGCCCAUGGUAAAUUCCUCAGAGCCCAUGGUAAAUCCCUCAGAGCCCAUGGUAAAUCCCUCAGAGCCCAUGGUAAAUCCCUCAGAGCCCAUGGUAAAUCAUUCAGAUGCCAAUGUCUUUCUCUAUCCUUUCCCUUCCCGUCUCUCCUCUCUAUCUCUGUGACUCACUCUGUCAUUUUGACGACAGCUUGAUGUGUGCUGGUUUAAUGUUUUUUGCCUUUAGGGUGUGACUCUGAAAUUUAAUGGAAAACAGAAGUGCACUGUGGCCAGAAUAUUACAUGGGGGCAUGAUACAUAGACAAGGUACAGAACUCAACCACAUCGACAAACAUACUGAAGUGAUUGGAAUGAAUUUGUAUUAGAACAGCAACAGUAUCCCCAUACUUGUAUGGCAAAUAGACAUUGGUUAUUUGCCUGAUAACACUUUCUGGCCAUACUGGUCUUCUGUACUGGUGCUGAUAAUUUCCUGUCCUUCUCCAGGUUCCCUACAUGAAGGGGAUGAAAUAGCAGAGAUCAAUGGAACGAGUGUGGCCAACCAAUCUGUUGACCAGCUACAAAAGAUCCUGGCAAGUCCCUACUGUCUCUAUUUUAACAAAGAAAAUAUACUGAAGAACCCUCUGCCCCUGAGAGAAUGGGUGACAUGUUGCAAUCUCACAGUCAUAGUUUUGAUAGUGUGGAGUGCAAGUAAAAUGGUUGUCAUCCUCCAUUACAGAAAGAUACCAACGGAGUAGUCACAAUGAAAAUCAUCCCCAACCAGCCACGGUUCUCUCUUGUGUGUGAGGUAAGCCAAUAAAUGACCCAUUGAAUUUGCACAUUUCCCCUUUCUGAAUGGACAUGGCUAUAAUUACUAUCUGGACUGAUUUUUUUAUUUAAUUUUUUUCACCCUUAAAUCACAUUUCAAUUGCAUGCAUAAUCAAAGAAAUGGUUACUAUUCAAGCACAGUUAUGCUCAUUGUUGGACUAGUUCUGCCAUGAUAUCCCAAAUUAUGUCAUCAGAGAAAUACUGCAGGUAUAAAUACACUACCAGUCAAAAGUUUGGACACAUACUCAUUCAAGGGUUUUUCUUUAUUUGUAAAAUGUUCUACAUUGUAGAAUAAUAGUGAACACAUCAUAACUAUGAAAUAACACAUAUGGAAUCAUGUAGUAACCAAAAAAGUGUUAAUCAAAUCAAAAUAUAUUUUAUAUUUGAGAUUCUUCAAAAUAGCCACCAUUUGCCUUGAUGACAGCUUUGCACACACUUGGCAUUCUCUCAACCAGCUUCAUGAGGUGGUCACCUGGAAUUAAAAGUUAAUUUGUGGAAUUUGUUUCCUUCUUAAUGCGUUUGAGCCAAUCAGUUGUGUUGUGACAAAGUAGGGGGGGUAUACAGAAGAUAGCCCCAUUUGGUAAAAGACCAAGUCCAUAUUAUGGCAAGAACCGCUCAAAAAAGCAAAGAGAAACAACAGUCCAUCAUUACUUCAAGACAUGAAGGUCAGUCAAUAAGGAAAAUGUCAAGAACAUUUAAAGUUUCUUCAAGUGCAGUCGCAAAAACCAUCAAUCGCUAUGAUGAAACUAGCUCUCAUGAGGACUGCCACAAGAAUGGAAGACCCAGAGUUACCUCUGCUGCAGAGGAUAAGUUCAUUAGAGUUACCAGCCUCAGAAAUUGCAGCCCAAAUAAAUGCUUCACAGAGUUCAAGUAACAGACACAUCUCAACAUCAACUGUUCAGAGGAGACUGUGUGAAUCAGGCCUUCGUGGUCGAAUUGCUGCAAAGGAACCAAUACAAAAGGACACCAAUAAGAAGAAGAGACUUGCUUGGGCCAAGAAACACGAGCAAUGGACAUUAGACUGGUAGAAAUGUGUCCUUUGUUCUGGAGUCCAAAUUUGGAGAUUUUUGGUUCCAACUGCUGUGGCUUUGUGAGACGCUGUGUGGUUGAACGGAUGAUCUCCGCAUGUGUAGUUUCCACCGUAAAGCAUGGAGGAGGAGGUGUUAUGGUGUGAGGGUGCUUUGCUGGUGACAAUGUCUGUGAUUUAUUUAGAAUUCAAGGCACACUUAACCAGCUUGGCUACCACAGCAUUCUGCAGCAAUACGCCAUCCCAUCUGGUUUGCGUUUAGUGGGACUAUCAUUUGUUUUUCAACAGGACAAUGACCCAACAUCAAGAAGGAGAGUGAUGGAGUGCUGCAUCAGAUGACCUGGCCUCCACAAUCCCCCGACCUCAACCCAAUUGAGAUGGUUUGGGAUGAGUUGGACCACAGAGAGAAGGAAAAGCAGCCAACAAGUGCUCAGCAAAUGUGAGAACUCUUUCAAAACUGUUGGAAAAGCAUUCCAGGUGAAGCUGGUUGAGAGAAUGCCAAGAGUGUGCAAAGCUGUCAUCAAGGCAAAGGGUGGCUAUUUGAAGAAUCUCAAAUAUAAAAUACAUUUUGAUUUGGUUAACACUUUUUUGGUUACUAUAUGAUUCCAUAUGUGUUAUUUCAUAGUUUUGAUGUCUUCACUAUUAUUCUACAAUGUAGAAAAUAGUAAAAAUAAAGAAAAAUCCUCAAAUGAGUAGGUGUGUCCAAACUUUUGACUAGUACUGUAUAUAUAUAUAUAUAUAUACAGUGAGGGAAAAAAGUAUUUGAGCCCCUGCUGAUUUUGUACGUUUGCCCACUGACAAAAAAAUGAUCAGUCUAUAAUUUUAACGGUAGGUUUAUUUGAACAGUGAGAGACAGAAUAACAACAAAAAAAUCCAGAAAAAUGUAUGUCAAAAAUGUUAUAAAUUGAUUUGCAUUUUAAUGAGGGAAAUAAGUAUUUGACCCCUCUGCAAAACAUGACUUAGUACUUGGUGGCAAAACCCUUGUUGGCAAUCACAGAGGUCAGACAUUUCUUGUGGUUGGCCACCAGGUUUGCACACAUCUCAGGAGGGAUUUUGUCCCACUCCUCUUUGCAGAUCAUCUCCAAGUCAUUAAGGUUUCGAACCUUCAGCUCCCUCCACAGAUUUUCUAUGGGAUUAAGGUCUGGAGACUGGCUAGUCCACUCCAGGACCUUAAUGUGCUUCUUCUUGAGCCACUCCUUUGUUGCCUUGGCCGUGUGUUUUUGGGUCAUUGUCAUGCUGGAAUACCCAUCCACGACCCAUUUUCAAUGCCCUGGCUGAGGGAAGGAGGUUCUCACCCAAGAUUUGACGGUACAUGGCCCCAUCCAUCGUCCCUUUGAUGCAGUGAAGUUGUCCUGUCCCCUUAGCAGAAAAACACCCCCAAAGCAUAAUGUUUCCACUUCCAUGUUUGACGGUGGGGAUGGUGUUCUUGGGGUCAUAGGCAGCAUUCCUCCUCCUCCAAACACGGCGAGUUGAGUUGAUGCCAAAGAGCUCCAUUUUGGUCUCAUCUGACCACAACCCUUUCACCCAGUUCUCCUCUGAAUCAUUCAGAUGUUCAUUGGCAAACUUCAGACGGGCAUGUAUAUGUGCUUUCUUGAGCAGGGGGACCUUGCGGGCGCUGCAGGAUUUCAGUCCUUCACGGCGUAGUGUGUUACCAAUUGUUUUCUUGGUGACUAUGAUCCCAGCUGCCUUGAGAUCAUUGACAAGAUCCUCCUGUGUAGUUCUGGGCUGAUUCCUCACCGUUCUCAUGAUCAUUGCAACUCCACGAGGUGAGAUCUUGCAUGGAGCCCCAGGCCGAGGGAGAUUGACAGUUCUUUUGUGUUUCUUCCAUUUGCGAAUAAUCGCACCAACUGUUGUCACCUUCUCACCAAGCUGCUUGGCGAUGGUCUUGUAGCCCAUUCCAGCCUUGUGUAGGUCUACAAUCUUGUCCCUGACAUCCUUGGAGAGCUCUUUGGUCUUGGCCAUGGUGGAGAGUUUGGAAUCUGAUUGAUUGAUUGCUUCUGUGGACAGGUGUCUUUUAUACAGGUAACAAACUGAGAUUAGGAGCACUCCCUUUAAGAGUGUGCUCCUAAUCUCAGCUCGUUACCUGUAUAAAAGACACCUGGGAGCCAGAAAUCUUUCUGAUUGAGAGGGGGUCAAAUACUUAUUUCCCUCAUUAAAAUGCAAAUCAAUUUAUAACAUUUUUGACAUGCGUUUUUCUGGAUUUUUUUGUUGUUAUUCUGUCUCUCACUGUUCAAAUAAACCUACCAUUAAAAUUAUAGACUGAUCAUUUCUUUGUCAGUGGGCAAACGGACAAAAUCAGCAGGGGAUCAAAUACUUUUUUCCCUCACUGUACAUGGAUUACAAACUGGGGCCUCCUGUAGCUCAGUUGGUAGAGCAUGGCGCUUGCAACACCAGAGUUGUGGGUUUGAUUCCCAUGGGGGGCCAGUAUGAAAAAAGUAUGAAAAAUGUAUGCACUCACUAACUGUAAGUCGCUCUGGAUAAGAGCGUCUGCUAAAUGACUAAAAUGUAAAAUGUACAUUUUGACCCCAAGAAGAAACUAUUGUAAAAAGCAACAUUAUAGCAAAAUAUUUACUAAAUUCUUAUCAAAACAUCAUUAGACAUGUAAAUAAUGUUAUCACAAAUGUACAGUUCAUUUGCAUAUGCUGUACAAAAUCAGCAGGGGAUCAAAUACUUUUUCCCCUCACUGUAUAUAUACUAUACAUAUACAGUGGGGAGAACAAGUAUUUGAUACACUGCCGAUUUUGCAGGUUUCCUACUUGUAGAGGUCUGUAAUUUUUAUCAUAGGUACACUUCAACUGUGAGAGACGGAAUCUAAAACAAAAAUCCAGAAAAUCACAUUGUAUGAUUUUUAAGUAAUUCAUUUGCAUUUUAUUGCAUGACAUAAGUAUUUGAUCACCUACCAACCAGUAAGAAUUCCGGCUCUCACAGACCUGUUCGUUUUUCUUUAAGAAGCCCUCCUGUUCUCCACUCAUUACCUGUAUUAACUGCACCUGUUUGAACUCGUUACCUGUAUAAAAGACACCUGUCCACACACUCAAUCAAACAGACUCCAACCUCUCCACAAUGGCCAAGACCAGAGAGCUGUGUAAGGACAUCAGAGAUACAAUUGUAGACCUGCACAAGGCUGGGAUGGGCUACAGGACAAUAGGCAAGCAGCUUGGUGAGAAGGCAACAACUGUUGGCGCAAUUAUUAGAAAAUGGAAGAAGUUCAAGAUGACGGUCAAUCACCCUCGGUCUGGGGCUCCAUGCAAGAUCUCACCUCGUGGGGCAUCAAUGAUCAUGAGGAAGGUGAGGGAUCAGCCCAGAACUACACGGCAGGACCUGGUCAAUGACCUGAAGAGAGCUGGGACCACAGUCUCAAAGAAAACCAUUAGUAACACACUACGCCGUCAUGGAUUAAAAUCCUGCAGCGCACGCAAGGUCCCCCUGCUCAAGCCAGCGCAUGUCCAGGCCCGUCUGAAGUUUGCCAAUGACCAUCUGGAUGAUCCAGAGGAGGAAUGGGAGAAGGUAAUGUGGUCUGAUGAGACAAAAAUAGAGCUUUUUGGUCUAAACUCCACUCGCCGUGUUUGGAGGAAGAAGAAGGAUGAGUACAACCCCAAGAACACCAUCCCAACCGUGAAGCAUGGAGGUGGAAACAUCAUUCUUUGGGGAUGCUUUUCUGCAAAGGGGACAGGACGACUGCACUGUAUUGAGGGGAGGAUGGAUGGGACCAUGUAUCGCGAGAUCUUGACCAACAACCUCCUUCCCUCAGUAAGAGCAUUGAAAAUGGGUCGUGGUUGGGUCUUCCAGCAUGACAACGACCCGAAACACACAGCCAGGGCAACUAAGGAGUGGCUCCGUAAGAAGCAUCUCAAGGUCCUGGAGUGGCCUAGCCAGUCUCCAGACCUGAACCCAAUAGAAAAUCUUUGGAGGGAGCUGAAAGUCCGUAUUGCCCAGCGACAGCCCCGAAACUUGAAGGAUCUGGAGAAGGUCUGUAUGGAGGAGUGGGCCAAAAUCCCUGCUGCAGUGUGUGCAAACCUGGUCAAGACCUACAGGAAACGUAUGAUCUCUGUAAUUGCAAACAAAGGUUUCUGUACCAAAUAUUAAGUUCUGCUUUUCUGAUGUAUCAAAUACUUAUGUCAUGCAAUAAAAUGCUAAUUAAUUACUUAAAAAAUCAUACAAUGUGAUUUUCUGGAUUUUUGUUUUAGAUUCCGUCUCUCACAGUUGAAGUGUACCUAUGAUAAAAAUUACAGACCUCUACAUGCUUUGUAAGUAGGAAAACCUGCAAAAUCGGCAGUGUAUUAAAUACUUGUUCUCCCCACUGUAUAGUACAUCCUUUAGUUUGCAAGGGGUUGACAGUCAUUACAGAGGGCCUCAGUCACUAUAGUGUCAUCUAUUCGUGCCAUUGACUCAUAACCUACUCUACUCACGUGCUAUAACAUAAUCAAAAUACUGUUCCUAUUAUUCACUACCUCCAUUGUAAUAAGACAAAUAAACUAGGUACCACAGUGUUAAGGUUAUUUUUCUAUGAUACCAUGCUUGAAACGUAACCACAUCUUUGAUACGGUACCCCCCUCUACCUCCAAUCAUGUCUUCUCCCAAAUCCUCUAUAUUAAAUAGAGUUUGUUCUUUGUCAGGCGAAUCCUCCCCUUAAGCCAAUGAAAGACACAGGUGACUAUACAACCAUUAGAUUCCACUAGUGGCCUGAUAUACAGAUCAUCACUCAUGUUAGUCUGGCGAACUGAACUGAAACACAUUGGUAGUGUUCAGCGUUUCAUUCACUCUGCCAUCUGCUGGUCACAUUAUACCAUCAUACCCCCCCAAUUUGCGGCAGUUGAUAAUGAUUGUUCUGCCUCGCAACCUAAAAUAAUUAAACAUUUCAAGAAAUUAGUUUAAUUUUUAAAUGUAAACUAAUUGAAAAACAGUGUUAUACAACACAAUGACAAACGCUUCAACCAAAGUCAUGUUUGUCAAUUCCAGAAUAAAAGAAGCAUGUCCAGGCAUUAUGAUAACUGCUCGAGUAGUGUGGUCAGUGAUGGCAGUCUAAUUUAAAGCCCAUUGAUAGAUGGUAACUAUAUAGAAAACAAUAACCUUUUGGAGCCCAAAUCCCUCCUGUGGAUGCUACUAUGUCCUCUGUAUGUUACGUCGGAGAGCAUAAUACCAUGGGAAGCAUUUGUGACCCAUUAACUGAUAGAUUACGAACUAACUCUAACAUCUAGGAUGCUGUUGAGACAGGUAAGUUUCAUCUAAGUUUCCACUGCACUAUCUCCUUAAUUUAGAGUAAUAUACGAUUCUACCAUAUGCUGGAAACUGCAGUGCUAUAAAUCAUUGCAAAGACCAUAUUAACCGCAAUACACAUAUUCCAAACAUUUUUGCCCAAUUCCCAGCAAGGAGAUCAUGUCCUCUCAGCCAUCUCUGUGUGUGCAGCUGUUGUGUGUUACUCAACAGAUGUACAUGAGGGCUCAGUUUGACUACGACCCUGCCAAGGAUGACCUCAUCCCAUGCAAAGAAGCAGGGCUGAAGUUCAAAACAGGAGACAUCAUUCAGAUCAUCAACAAGCAUGAUCCAAACUGGUGGCAAGGCCGGGUGGACAGCUCUACCGCCGACUUUGCUGGAAUCAUCCCCUCCCCAGAAGUUCAAGAAAGGUAUGAUCCGCAAAGUAGAGUAGUCCACCCACUUCUGAUUACUCAUAAAAAAGCUUUUGCCUCAAAGUUGCUCUAAAGUACUGGAAUCCCAAGUAUCAGCUGGCAUGAUCUUAAUCCUAACAAAAACAUUAGACGCUGAAAAACACACUUUGCUCUAAACCCCAAAAUAAAGAACACUUUGCUCGAAUAUAUAGCGGUAAUAUGUUAAAGUUAAAAACGUUGUAUGGAUUGUAGGUGAGAAUAGUUUUCAGUGUGAGUAACCCCUAGUCUCUCCUCUCUGCUCCAGGCGGGUGGCAAGUAAAAGCAGGGCCACAGUGGGCACCCAAUCCUGCAGCCCCUUUGGAAAGAAGAAGAAGUGUAAAGACAAGUAUCUGGCCAAGCACAGCUCUAGUAAUACUUGUGAUUUGUUUAUACCCAAUACAAUCUUGAGAACUACCUAUACUAACUACAUGUAUAAUGUAUUCUACAUUGCAUGGUAUUGUUUUAGAUCCCUAAACCACCCAUGUGUAUUAUUUUCUCCCAUGUUAGUCUUUGACCAGUUGGACGUGAUUUCUUAUGAAGAGGUUGUUCGGCUCCCUGCCUUCAGCAGAAAAACCUUGGUGCUUAUUGGUAAGCUCCCUAUGUGAUCGUCAUAAUCAAGACCUGCCUGCCAUAUUUUUUUUAAAAUCACAAUAACAGUUAGUAGAUUAACCUCCAAUGCCUUCUGUAAUCUCUCUGUGUAGGUGCACCAGGUGUAGGAAGGAGCCAUAUCAAAAGCUCGUUGCUGACCAAAUACCCAGAGAAGUUUGCCUACCCCGCACCACGUAAGUAUGACCUUUACUUCUAAUGAUCUUCUAUCUGAUUUGAAAGCAAUUUGGUUUGCCAAAUCCACCAACCUGCAUUAACUGUGGCUCGAUCCAAACAACAGACACCACCAGACCCCCACGUAAGGACGAGGAGAACGGGCAGGAGUACUUCUUUAUCUCCAACGAUGCCAUGACCAAGUGCAUCACUGGGAAUGAGCUGCUGGAGUAUGGCAGCUUCCAGGGGUUCAUGUUUGGAACCAAAAUGGAGACUAUCCAGAAGAUCCAUGAGCAAGGCAAAAUCGCCCUGCUGGAUGUGGAGCCACAGGUAGGCAUAGAACUUAAUGUACACUACACAUGACCAAAAGUAUGUGGACACCUGCUCAUUGAACAUCUCAUUCCAAAAUCAUGGGCAUUAAUUUGGAGUUGGUCCCCCCUUUGCUGCUAUAACAGCCUCCACUCGUCUGGGAAGGAUUUCCACUAGAUGUUGGAACAUUGCUGCGGGGACUUGCUUCCAUUCAGCCACAAGAGUAUUAGUGAGUUCGGGCACUGAUGUUGGGCGAUUAGGCCUGGCUCGCAGUCGGCAUUCCAAUUCAUCCCGAAGGUGUUUGAUAGGGUUGAGGUCAGGGCUCUGUGCAGGCCAGUCAAGUUCUUCCACACCGAUCUUGACAAACCAUUUCUUUGGACCUCGCUUUGUGUUCGGAGGCAUUGUCAUGCUCAAACAGGAAAGGGCCUUCCCCAAACUGUUGCUACAAGUUGGAAGCACAGAAUUGUCUAGAAUGUCAUUGUAUGCUGUAGCGUUGACUUCCCUGCACUGGAACUAAGGGGCCUAGCCCAAACCAUGAAAAACAACCCCAGACCAUUAUUCCUCCUCCACCAAACUUUACAGUUGGCACUAUUCAUUGGGGCCGGUAGCGUUCACCUGGCAUCCGCCAAACCCAGAUUUGUCCGUCAGACUGCCAGAUGGUGAAGCAGGAUUCAUCACCCCAGAGAACACGUUUCCACUGCUCCAGAGUCCAAUGGCAGCGAGCUUUACACCACUUCAACCGACGCUUGGCAUUGCACAUGGUGAUCUUAGGCUUGUGUGCAGCUGCUCGGCCAUGGAAACCCAUUUCAUGAAGCUCCCGACUAAUAGUUAUUGUGCUGACAUUGCUUCCAGUGGCAGUUUGGCACUCGGUAUUGAGGGUAACAACCGAGGACAGACGACUUUUACACGCUUCAGCACUCUGCCUACCACUUCGCGGCUGAGCCGUAGUUGCUUCUAGACGUUUCCACUUCACAAUAACAGCACUUACAGUUGACCAGGGCAGAAAUUUGACAUACUGACUUGUUGGAAAGGUGGCAUCCUAUCUGACAGUGCCAUGUUGAAAGUCAAUGAGUUGUUCAGUAAGACCAUUCUUACUGAAGUUUGCAUGGCUGUGUGCUCAAUUUAUACACCAGUCAGUAAAGGGUGUGGCUGAAAUAGUGAUAUCCACUCAUUUUAAGGGGUGUCCACAUACUUUUGUAUAUAUCGGUUUUUUUUUUUAUAUACACAAAAUACUAAUGUUGGUUAGAAUUGCAAUUCAUUUGUGUCCGAUGAAUAAUAUGGCGCUUACGUUUUCUUGUUAUCAAGACAUUGAAACUCUUGCGGACGGCAGACUUCGCGCCUCUAGUGGUGUUCAUUGCACCUACCAACUCAGCUACCCAGGUACACUACUACUCAUUCGUUAUAUCCAGGUAUUUUGGUUAUUUGAGGACCUUUCAAAAUGCAUCUCUCUCCAACCAUUUAUACCAUAUCAACCUUUCUAAUAAGUAAUGAAAUCCUGAAACUCUCAGGAGUUUGACAUCUCUGUACCUUCUCUUGUAGUCGGAAGCUGUGCAGUUGAUCCAGGAGGAGUCGGAUGCCAUCCGCACCACCUACAGACACUUCUUUGAUGUGCUGCUGGUUAACAACGACGUUGAUGAGAGUGUGAAAGGCGUGGAGGCGGCCAUAGAGCAAGCCACUUCCACCCCACAAUGGGUGCCGGUUUCCUGGGUCUAC
Messenger RNA from Coregonus sp. 'balchen', 24111 nucleotides. The record is from the annotation of a GenBank genome assembly. Lineage: Eukaryota; Metazoa; Chordata; Actinopteri; Salmoniformes; Salmonidae.